AUGACCAAACAUUAUGUUCCGUGCACAGAUUCCACGACGCUGUACUCGUGUGACUACGAAAACAUCACUCUCACCAUAGAUGGAAAUUUGGUGCAGCAAAGGAAAGAAAUGCGUACACUGUUCCAUCUACUGAAGCCUCUAUGCACAACCUCGUACAGUCUCAACUUCAACAUCAUAUCCAAAUUUUCGGGAGAAAAUCAAACCAAAUCAAAAUUGUCAAAAAAUUUCAUUUCUUCUCUCAGAAGUGCAAAACUUAUUUUAAAUUAUUCAAUAAAUUCAUUGAAGGAUUUCAAAUGUGAGUUCGUACCUCAGGUGAUAGAGAGUGUCAUCAAUGACAUUCCCAUUCAGUUGGUGGACGGGUGGAUGGACUGUUGCAUGCUGUAUCUCUCUGUCCUACAAGACUUGACAUGUUUUGAUGAGGGUCACUCCAAUAAACACACCCGUAAGAUCCAGGUGCAUUAUGAUGAGUGUGUCAAAAUGUUUGUCGACGAAUUCAACGCGGUGAAUCAUUCCCCAAUAUUCAUCCCAUCAACGACAUCUGACGUGGCGAUUUCAUCAGAAGUUUGCAAUGAUGAUUUUGUCGCUGGAUAUCAUUCAGAAUCAUCAACCUCUUCUACUUUAUCACAACCAGCUACAUCUUUGAAUAUGAAAAAUAAAGUACAAGCGUACAACAAGUUACUCUUCCUCGGUUCCAUCAUAACUUCCAUGUCCAUGGUCAGUCUGAGUAAGAGAAGUUGCGAAAGUUUCGUUCAUGAUGAACUCGACAAGCAUUCGAACGAGUCUUGUUGGAGCUUAAUUAAAUUUUUUGCCCAAUUACUUCCCAAAAAUGUAAUUAGUACUGGACUGGAUGACAACACAAAUAAAGACAACGAUAACAUUACUAACUACGCUACCAUCAGCAACAAUGUUGAAAGGUGCAGAAAUAACACAAUGGAACCAACCAAUCUUUUCAACAUUUUGUUACUCAACGAUUCGACGCUGCCCCACAUAAACCACAUCCUGAUGACCUACCUGCUAAGGUUCGAACUCUACCUCACUCAGUUGGUCGGCAGAUCUUCCGAUGCUUCCUCUAUGCCUUCCCACUUCCAAACAAUCCUCAGGCUUCCUCUGGUAAACGUCUUGAAAGAAAUUUGUUUGAAGUAUGACGCUCUGCUUGCCGAUGUUCGUAACAAAAAAUUACGAAGUAAUAGCAGAAGUGAGAUAUUUAUGAGUGCCGCUAGUGGCAGUUAUUUAUCGGAGCUGUUUAAAAAUUCAGUAACUAUUCUGGGAAGAAUUGUUGUUUUGUUGAAGCUUGUCAGAUCAAAAUAUGUUUCAUCAACGAAAAUAAAAUUCUCGUCUCCCGUCGCUACACUGACAUCUGCAAAUAACUCUGUUAACAAUGGCAACCAGCGUUUUUAUCACAACAACAACAACAAAAGACAUCACCAUGACUUUGUUUUCGGCUCACCUCUCCAUAAAAUUACAACGAAUGUCGACAUUCUAAUCAGAGGCAUCGAGAACAACUACGUUGAUAACACCAAUGCUGCAACCAACGACAUCGGCAGUAAGAGUCGCAACGACAACAACGAUUGUCUCGUUGCUUCCACCGUACGAUUGUUGUUACAUUUAUUUCGCAGUGCACGAAACACUUCGUCGAAAUCAUCAGCAUUGUCCGUCAUUUCGGAAUGUGGUUUCUGCUGUUGUUUAGAUUUCAAUAAAGUGUCAGAUUUCAUUUUGCAAACGUACAACGAGGUGGAUGUUGACCUCAAAAAGCAGUUAAUAAAUCUUCUCAUUCAUCAGUUUAUUCCUCAGUUUUCUGGCACGGUCUGUGACCUGCUGCAUUCCACAUCUUGCGUCACUUGCAUUGAAAAAACGUCAAAAAAGUUUUUGUAUGGCAACGCCAGACAAAUUAGUAACAUAUCAGAGGAUGGAACUGUGAACGAUUUCAAUGAAAGUGACAUGCGAAAUUUUAAUGUCAAAAGCACCACAAAAUGGUUCUGCGUCAAAAUUUGGUGGUCAAACAUUCUGUCCAGCACAGCCAAUCCCACACCAAUACUUUCUUUGUCUUCAUUUUGGUCAUCUCAUAUAGUUUGUUUGGAAUUGAAAAAUCAUUUUAUAAACUCGAUGUAUGAGAUUAUACCUUUCCUAUCGUUUGACUUGAAAUCGGAGUACUUACGACUUCUUGUUCUUGACAUUCUAUCCGAGGUUUUCAAAUUUCCUCACUUCACACAACUCCAAAAUGAAAAACCAAAGCAGAACUUCAAUAAUCUCGCAACACCGCAGAGCAGCAAUCCCAACACCGUAACAACAAAUACUAACAGCCUUUCCAUCUCAACAUCUUUAACUUCAUCAAUCGCCAACACAAAAUCUGUCAAUGAACUGCAAACAUUCGAUUCAACAAAACAAUUGCAUUCAUCGAAGAAACUUGAAGUCAAUCAGUGGUUGAUAUUGAUGAUGAUAUCCUCGUUGAAGUCGCUUCAUAAGCUACUGAGCAGUGAUGACAUGAUUAAUAUUUUUGUUAAUUUGGGGGGAAUAUCUGCUUUAUAUGGUUUCUCUGAAGGGUUGUUACUGACUGAUGAUGACGCACAUCACUACAUCAUCACCACCAACAUCUGGAGAAUUUACUCCAAAUUAAUUCCAACUCAUGUCGACCGAUCAAAAUUGCUACCAUUGCCAUCUUUUUCUUCAUCUUCUGUAUCGGCAACAUCAACCUUGUCCUCCAGCCAACAGGUGAACGUAUUUGUCAUCGUUGAUGAUGAAAAAAAUGCUGAUAAAGAUGAUGAACAUUUUACUUCGAAUCACCGCAACAACAUUUCCAACAACAACACUAACAAUCAGGACAACUACAUUAAUGUCAAUAACGACUCAGAAACAACCCAUCACUGGACCAACAUUAUUGGGAUAUUAAUCAAAGGACUUAAUCUUAAGCAUCGUUACAACGUUAAAACUCUGGACGAGUUGUUGCUGCGUUAUUUUUCAACAGACUCGUCGACAUUUUCUGAUGCAGAGAAUGAAAUUCAUCCUCCAGCAGGCACUAGGGAACGUUUUGAAUUUGUUUACAAGUGGUUCUUUGCAGCCAGCCAGGCUGACAACCUGGUGUUCGCCAAACAUCUUCUGACCGGGCAGGCGUGCAGAACUUUGUACGGUGUUCUCAUUCGUUCCAUCCAUCUCUACCUCAGUGGCCAAAUAAACGCGGUCGUCAUGCCACGUGAUCAAAACACUGCCAACAUUAAAGACAUCGACACAUCGUUCGCCAUCUCAUACAGAGGUAGAAAGAAAACCGACAAACAGACUACAAUAACAGAUUCAUUUCUCCACCAUUCGUUCAUUCAAUCCAUCCUGUUCAUCCUACUGAAUGCUAUUAAUUACAAAUUAAUGUUGAAUAAUAAUGGUAAUGAUGGUGGUGGCGAUGAAGAUGAAGAUGACUGCGGUGAUGAUAAUGAUGAUCGCUGGGAUUUCUUUGCAAACAGAAAACCAGGAAUUCUAAACGAGGUCACGACAAUUGAGCAGUUUUUCAAGAAACUUCAGACUGAUUUGAUGAACGCCAUCUUCAACUCUCUACAAAACAAUAAUACAAACGUUACAAAUAACAUCAACAACUACACAAACAACGACACAACAACCAACGUCAACGUCGAUGAUAAUAACGAUGACAACAAUGUCAACAACGACAACAAAGGCGAUGGUGUCCCUAACAACAACCACAACAACAACCACUACAACAACCACAACAAUCACAACAACAUCAACCACAAUAAUGUCAGUAACCUCCUCACAAUAGCCACGAGAACAUUGCAUUUGUUGCAGGACGUUUUCCUGGGCCAGAUGACCAAUCCCAGAAGAUAUCAGGCCUUCCAUCAGCUGAUCAUGGCAUUCAAUAUUGAGAAAAGUUCAGACGGACGAAAGAAGUUUGAAAUAAAAGAAUUAAAACAUUUCAACAAGUUGAAGAUCAGUCAGCUAAUCUUCGACACAAUCAUCCGGAUGCUAAAACUCUUAAACGAUCAUUAUCAGCAUCAUCAUCAACAACAUCAUCACCAUCAGGACUGUAACAAUCGUAAUGUAAACACUGGCUUAGAUAGCAAUGAUGAUGAUGACCUCAAAAAUAAUCCUGUUGAAAUUAAUAACAAAGAAAGCAUGGAAGACAAUGAUGAUGAUGAUGAUGAUGAUGAUGAUGAUGAUGAUGAUGAUGACGAUCAUUGUGAUGAUGAUGACUGCGAAAAUGAAACUUGCAAAAACUUGAUCUUCGAGUAUGUUCGGCUGAUGAGGCGUAUGCUGAGGAAGAAGAUAUCCUCCAAUGAUUACAUCAGACAUCAGCACUACCCGGCACAACUGAUCGCCACCUGUCGACAACUUCUCAUGGACACAUCCAACGAGCAGUGUUCAGACUUGAAGAAAGAAAUUUUUAAGGUCGUGACCUUGAUGAUGUCACCGUCGUCAUCUUCGUCGUCGUCGUCAUGUUCCUACGCAGAUCUGAAAGAGUUCCUGGCUUUGUUCAGUGAGGGUGCACGACCUGAUCCAGGCAGCAUAGAGUGUCUCAACACCCUCCUGCUCAGGAUGCAACCCACCCCGACAACCUGGCUGCAUUUUCCAGUCGAACAUCAUCAUCAACAUCACCACAGCAACUGCUUCCAUCGCUUCAACCACAAUCGCGCCAAUAACGCAACUUCAACCACCUCAUCACAUUUAUCCUCCUCGCUAUCUCCAUCAUCACCACAACUUGGGAGUGCCAUAAAGACAACCGGAGAUGACGAAAAUGGCACUUCUUCCUGCACGGAGUGUGAUGAUAACCAGUUUGAAUUCUUCCGUUCACCAGCUAACCACUCCAGCGAACAAACAGCGGAAAAAUUUGUGCGUUCCUACGACGCACUUCAUGACAUCACAAACACAAAAGGUCACGUGACGCAAGUAUUGAGUGCUUCAACGAGAGAGCAAUUGACCAGCAGCAAGCAGCAGCGAGCCACCAACCAGCUACUCAGCAGGAGACAGUCAGACGUUCAUCUCGGUAACUUAACACAGGAAGUUCAAUCGAGUAGUUGGGUUAAUAUCGAAGAGGAAACCGUGAAUGAGAUUGAAACUUUUCCAAAUCAUGGAUAUCUUUCAACAAAUAUUCCUAAAGACCAAGUGAUUGAUGACGGCAAUGGCUCAUCUGAGAGUAAGAAAAUGAAAUGGAGGUUUUCCUGUGAGCUCUUUGUGGCGUUCACAGGUUUCGUCACCUGGUUCCCGGAGGAAGAUGCCCGGUUGAGCAUAUCAACCUGGAUGCGGGUGGACAAGUGGCGAGGUGGAAGUGAAUACCACCUGCUGAGUGUCGGAGAUGAAGUCUGCCUGCUGCAGUUCUGGAUCGAUCGGAAGAAGAAACUCUGUGUCAGAGUCUCUUGUAUGCUGACUGGUACAAUGGACACAACAAUUCCCAGUCGACAUCGCAAUCGUCAUCCUCCUCCUCAACAACAACAACAUCAACAACAACAUCACCAAAAACAUCAACAACAACAACAGCAUCAUCAACAACAACAACAACAACAGCAUCGCCUUGUUACAGAAAUGACCUUCAAAAAGUUGACCCUGCAGAGAAACAAAUGGCACAACGUGAUCCUGAGUUUGAGAGCUGAAAAGUCCGAACAAUUUGGCGUCUGCCUUGUCAAGGUAGUUUUCCUUGCAUGUGUUGUGUGAAGCGUACCUUAGAAAAUGUAACGUCUCUUUCGUUGUUUUGAGGGUAAAUGUGAUAUACCAGUGUUGCUCUUCUGCAAUAUUUCACAUGUUGCAGAUAUGAUGAAGUUUACCUGUAACACAUUUACUGUGAGAACAGAGAGCAAUGAUUAACAUCAAUAUUUACUUGUUAUAUAACUAACCUUGGAUUUUAUGUCUGCUUAACAAACAAACAUGCUGUAAGAUCGUAUAGAG
Molecule: messenger RNA, 5877 nt
Organism: Helobdella robusta
Lineage: Eukaryota; Metazoa; Annelida; Clitellata; Rhynchobdellida; Glossiphoniidae
Exons: 5
Coding region: 1-5646 (1881 amino acids)
Cellular component (GO): nucleolus; nucleoplasm
Source: RefSeq, a predicted model, not a curated record